Messenger RNA from Neohortaea acidophila, 3308 nucleotides. RefSeq names its product P-loop containing nucleoside triphosphate hydrolase protein. Gene Ontology annotation, molecular function: ATP binding; nucleic acid binding. The transcript has a single exon. Bases 59 to 2965 code for a protein of 968 amino acids. Gene Ontology annotation, cellular component: nucleus. NCBI's taxonomy places the organism in Eukaryota, Fungi, Ascomycota, Dothideomycetes, Mycosphaerellales, Teratosphaeriaceae. The record is from RefSeq and is a predicted model, not a curated record.
AUCUGAAUGAUGGAGGUUUGGUGCUGGACUACCAAGCACUGCCAGAUGUGCUGAUCAAAUGGCGACCCUGUACAAGCGAUAUGUCCCACCGAAGCCAUCCUCUACCCCUACUCCCCCAGAAGCGCCUCCGCCCGCCCCCAGGGUAGAGUCUACCUUGUACAAACGAUAUGUCCCGCCGAAAUCACACACGACCACCACCCCCGCAGCCGCACCUCUGCCAGCUCCGAGAUUGGAGGCUGCCACCGUCUCGGAAGAUGUAUCAACGAAACGAAAGCGGGAGCGUCCAGAAGAGGAGGUGGCAGAGCGCAAGGCGAAGAAGCUGAGGAAGAAGAGCAUCGACCCGGCCACCGUCAAAGAGCAGGAUGAUGGGAGCACAGCAGUCGAGAAGGAUCCAAGUCCUAAAGCCCAUGAGGAGACUAUAGAUCAGCAGCAAGGUGACUUCUCGCACAUCAAGAACAUCAAAAAGCGCCACAAGCUUGAGAAAGAAGCGCGCAAGGCUCGCAAAGCUGCGGAGAAGGAUGCAAUAGAUGGACUUGCGGAUGGAGAGAAGACGGGGCAAAGCAAUGCGGCAGCAGAUACGAUAAUUGCAGAAUCACAACCAUCGCCGAACACUAGCGAUCGAGUGGAGGUCGCGACACUGUCGAGUGACAGAAAGGCGGAUAAGAAGGAGAAAAAGAAGCGGAAGCAGAAAAUGAUCGUUCCGUCAGAGAAGGCGCAUAUCCCAGAGGAUAAUCCUGCAGAAGAGAACGAACCCGAACGUAGCGUCUCUCAACCGAAGAAACGACAGCACAAGCUAGAGACGGCACUGCAAGACACUUCGAAAGACGAAUUACGAGAGCAGGACGAGCCAGAAGAACACCUACGAAAACACGCAGGAAUCAUGAGCAAAUUCGCACAAUCCAAGCACAUGUCUGAACUAGAGGUCAGAACUGCACCGCAAGACGAAGGCCGUCCAAACACGCCGCCUGUCAUGCUCGACCUCGCUCCGCUUCCACAGCCUGAGGAGGCUCCAGUCCCCGCAUUCAAACCCGAUCUGUCUACAUUGCCAAAGUGGCUUGUGGAACCUACCAUUGUCUCGGACCAGAGCAAAAUCUCAUUCCAGGACCUUCAGCUGGAGGGAGGGGUGGUCCAGCAUCUAUCCAAACUCGGGUUCAGCGAGGCCAUGCCCGUGCAGACGGCAUUGAUUCCAAUGCUACUACCGCCAGGUACGCCAGGAGCUAAAUUUCUGCGAGGCUCGGCACCAGUGUUACCGGAUAUUGCGGUCGGCGCACCCACUGGCAGCGGCAAAACCAUUGCGUACUUGUUACCCUUGAUCGAGUCAAUCAAGCGGACUGCAGGUUCGGGCCGGCUCAAGGCUUUGGUUGUCGUACCAACCCGAGAGCUCGUCCUACAGAUUGCAGCAGUGGCCGAGAGUCUGUCUCGCGGGUCGAGUGUCAGGAUUGGUGUGGCGACUGGUGUUGGAAGUUUCAAAGACGAGCAGGGCAAGAUUAUGAAGGCUGGCCAGCGUUAUGACCCUGAAGGCUACCGAGCGCUUAUGCAGCGAGCCGAUCGCAUCAAUCAUCCCCCGGAUGCAGACUCGGACGAGUUUGAAGAUUAUCUGCGAGAGCUCGAAAUGGAAGACGCGAGGGAUGUGAAACUCAUUCAAGAUGCGAUAUCUACUCUGGUGAAUCAUGUGCCGACAUAUGAAUCGGCCGUGGACUUGUUGGUAGCGACGCCCGGUCGGCUGCUCGAACACCUCGAUCAUACUCUUGGAUUCAGCUUGACGCAUCUCGAAUGGUUCAUCUUGGACGAAGCGGACAAAUUAGUUGAUGGACAGUACGACGGCUUCCUUGACAUUGUCAACAACGAGCUCUCACGCCCUCGUAAAGAAGGCGAACAGGAUGCUCGAGAGCGAUAUCUGCGAUUGAAAGGCGUGUGGAACGAGCAGCGAGAGCGACGGGUCAGGAAAGUCGUACUGUCCGCCACGAUGACUCGAGAUGCGUCGAAGCUCGUGGACUUGAGGCUGAAGAGACCGCAGAUGAUUCUGGUGAGAGGGCAAGGCGAAAGCGAUGUUACGAUUAAUUCCGAGGCAAAUGGCGAUGCAUUGGUGGAAGAUGCUACGAGCACGUUUGAACUGCCGCCCACGCUGGCAGAGUACUGUGUGCCUGUUGGCGAUGGAAGCGAGAAGCCGCUGUACCUGCUUGAGGUGCUCGAGAAGCGGAUGGUGAAUGGGAGCAACAGAAUUGCUGCCAAUCGACUCGGAGAAGCUGAAGCGAUGGAUUCCUCCGACAGCGACUCGGAUUCGGACUCCUCGGAAAGCUCGACGGCUUCGUCUGAAGAUUCGUCGGUAUCAUCCGACGACGAUGAUGAGACUACAAAGGCCAUCGACCAAGCCCAGGAACGAAAUGACAUUGACGCGGGGAUCCAUCCGGAUCGACUGGCAUUACUGGAUCGACCCUUCCCUUCAAAGUCAUCCUCUAUGGUCCCCACGAUUCUGAUCUUCGCCUCAAGCACCGAAUCCGCGAAUCGACUCGCACAUCUCCUGCAAACGAUGAACCCAGAAUGGGCAACAUGGAUCAAAGCGCUGACCAAGACGGACUCCAAACAGCCCUUCUCCAAUACCCCCGCCUCCCAACCUAUCAUUGUCGUGUCCACCGACCGUGCAGCACGAGGCAUUGAUACUAUCGGCAAUCGACCCGUCACACACGUCGUGCAGUAUGAUGUACCACACUCGGCGACAAGCUACAUUCAUCGCGUCGGUCGAACGGCGCGUGCGGGCAAGGCUGGCGAAGCUUGGACGCUGUACACGCACUCCGAGGCCCGCUGGUUCCACAAGGGGAUUGUCAAGGGAAAGAGUAUCAAGCGGAAGGGGCAGGUGGAGAAGACGAAGGUGGAUGUUAGUGGGGAUGAUGCGAAGCGGGAGAGGUUGGAGAAGGCGAUUGCUGGGAUGAGGGAGGAGGUUCAUGGGGGGAGGAAGGCGAGGUAGUGUUUGUUCGAUCGAUUGCUCCUCGACAAGUGGAAUGACAAUCCUCGCUGUUUAUGACCUGGUGUGACAAUGGUGUGGUCGCGUGAGCAGAGGUGAUGUCCAGACCCAGCAGAAUAAUGGAUCCAUCGAGAGCCAGUCGGUUGACAUCCGUUGUUGCUUUUAAAUUUGGUCCCGUCACGGACCAUAUGCCGGAUGGGAGUGAUGUGGAGCCCCCCCGGCUCCUUGCUGACGCUGCACCAUCGGCGCCGAGACUGUCAUCUGCACAUGGCAUAUCCCCUUCGAGACCGUGUGAUGACCGUGUGCCUGGCCUCACACUCAAUCUUACCACGCAUAUACGAUGCCA